AUGAAUUCACCGAAUAAUCCGAACACCACAAAUAAUGGGGGUAAUCGCAAACAGGGCGAAGUGACCUUUACAAACCGCACUAGUGGCCAGUGUUUCGAACUCAAAGGAGAGAAGACCGAGUGCUCGCAGUCCGGGUAUUGUGAGACAAAUUUAUCCGUUUCGUCUUUGAAAAUCCGUCUUGCCCCGACCAUUCAAAAUACACUCGCAGCCGUUGUGGACACUCUGUUGAAUGAAGUAGCAGCGGUACUGGACGAUGCCUUGAUCAAGACUCAACAAGAACUGGUGACACGGGAACAAGAGAACCAACGACUGAGACUGCGACUUGAGGUGUCUGAGGGGGAGCUGAAAGCGUUACAGGAAUGCCUGUGCAGUGCCCAGAAAUUUAUCGAUCAGCUCCCAGUUUCCUUCCCCGGCCUGCCGACCCUCGGCCAGUUGGGCUUCGCCUCUUCUGUGCCGUCUGCCUGUAUAGGACAUAACAUUGUGGACAGAGACGGUGCCCAGCCUUUUGGCCAACAAAAUGAGAACGAACGUGACGUAUCUUGCCUUCCUGUGUGUAACUCGGAGCUGAGCGGUUCGCUUAGUGAUGCGCUGCAAGGUUUCGACACUGGGGAUGAGCUGAAGGUUUGUCAGCUAUCCAUUCAAGCGGACGGCACCGUCACCAAUCAUCUUUUGAACUCCUUCACUGCCAACUCACCUAACCCUUGGUCAGACGUUAACCCUAGGCCCGCUACAGACCGUGCUGCAGUGGAGAAGAGCCGUCAGUGUGUGUCAGAGCCAGAACCGAACGCACCAACGCUGGGCCCCCAACCCAGGUUUGAGAUCAAACAGGAGCAGGACCAGGGGCUGGGACAGCACGGGCAAAUGAGGGCAGGGGAAGGGGGUGUCGCUAUGGCCGCAGAGAGUGAGCAGACUGCUCAGAAUGUGGGCGAGCUGGGCUACAUCCAUGUGGUGGAGGAGGAGGAUGGGUCCCGCUCACUCCGAGCCCAGAAACUCGCUCGGCCACCCUCGCAGCACCCAUCCAAGUGCGCUCCUGUUUCGGACGGGCUGGUGGCGGGGCUGAAAGCUCUGGCGAAACCUCACCUCGGCAUGAGGCUGGGUCAGGUGUCCUCGAGGGGGACUAUUGGAGCGAAGGGACCCCCGUCCGCCAACCCGGGGGCAGACCCCGGGGACCGCCCCCACCUCUGCCUGGAGUGCGGCAAGACCUUCCGCCUGAUCUCCAGCCUGAAGAAGCACAUCCGCAUCCACACGGGUGAGAAGCCGUACCCCUGCGGCGUGUGCGGCCGCCGCUUCCGCGAGUCGGGCGCCCUGAAGACGCACCAGCGCAUCCACACGGGCGAGAAGCCCUACUCCUGCUCCGACUGCGGGACCAGCUUCCGGCACCUGGACGGCCUGCGCAAACACCGGCGCACGCACACGGGCGAGAAGCCCUACGCGUGCGGCAUCUGCGGCAAGCGCCUCAGCCGCCUGCAGCACCUCAAGCACCACCAGCGCAUCCACACCGGCGAGAGGCCCUGCCGCUGCCCCCGCUGCCACAAGAGCUUCAAGGAGCCGGCAGCGCUUCGCAAGCACCUGCGGACGCACAAGGAGGAGCCGGGCGGCGCUGAGGAGGCCGGCAUCCCCGAGGACGGCGUCGGGGCCGGCCGUGAGCCUGCCGGGAGCCUCACCCGCCUCCAUCCGCCCAUGCUCCCCCUGCAGAUGGGGUUCGGGGUGUGGGGCGCUGAUGAGGAGGAAGGGAUUGUGAUGAACUGUGUAUAACACCCAUGUCAUGUGACCAAGGGAAGUUUUUUCCCUCUGAUUUACCGUACUGCCUAAAGUCCUCACAGUCUACGCACAGUGAAUAGUGUUUCACUGAAUAGUGAAUACCCCUGUUUUGCCAUACUGCGAGGCAUAGAAAAAACCUCACCCAGUGUGUGUGCAUGAUACUGCCAUUGUGAUUUUGUAAUGGUCCAGGUCUGGAGGGCUGCUCAGCGGAUUAGGUUUUGUUCUACAUUAGGUAGUAAUGUGGGAAAAUCUUGUGUCAGCAAACUCUUGAGUGCUUAACCUGCAGGGUCCCACCCGAAUGACUGUAUUUGCCCGUUCUAAGAUGUGGUCAGUUUGAAAUUAUAAUC
This is a messenger RNA of Megalops cyprinoides (Indo-Pacific tarpon), 2108 nucleotides long. RefSeq names its product zinc finger protein with KRAB and SCAN domains 3. The transcript has 2 exons. NCBI's taxonomy places the organism in Eukaryota, Metazoa, Chordata, Actinopteri, Elopiformes, Megalopidae. The record is from RefSeq and is a predicted model, not a curated record. The coding region runs from base 1 to 1755 and encodes 584 amino acids. Gene Ontology annotation, biological process: regulation of transcription by RNA polymerase II. Gene Ontology annotation, molecular function: RNA polymerase II cis-regulatory region sequence-specific DNA binding; DNA-binding transcription factor activity.